Molecule: messenger RNA, 1899 nt
Organism: Ixodes scapularis (black-legged tick)
Lineage: Eukaryota; Metazoa; Arthropoda; Arachnida; Ixodida; Ixodidae
Product: zinc finger protein 510
Exons: 6
Coding region: 112-1518 (468 amino acids)
Biological process (GO): regulation of transcription by RNA polymerase II
Molecular function (GO): RNA polymerase II cis-regulatory region sequence-specific DNA binding; DNA-binding transcription factor activity
Source: RefSeq, a predicted model, not a curated record
UCGCCUGCACUCUCUCACUGCGGCAGGAAGUUGGAUUACGGGCAAAACCAUUUGUGUGGUGCGCAAGAAAACAAGACAAUCCAAUCCACUUUGUUUGUUUUCACUUCGUGGAUGCCGUGUGAACUGGGAAUUAGCAAACCGAGCAAACCCAUCGAUUUUUGCGUUGCUGCUGCGCAUCCACACCGUUCUCCCCCUCGUACAGACGCAGCACUUCGGCGUGCCAAAGAAGCUUUGAUUACGCCAGACCGGCAAAACUUGCUGCCGACGAGUUAUGCUUUUUUUCUGCAGCGCUGCGCUUCUGUAAAAUUCCACGUUUCCACGUUUUUCAAAGGGCGGCCAUCAACCUUCCAGAACGACUCUGACUUCGUGCCCACUGCCGUUAACCGCACGGGGAAACGGGACGACGCCAAUCGCUCGGUGAAGAUGCAAAAAGAGUCUGAGGAGAUACUACCCACACCGACGGAUGAGGGUGAAGAAGAGCCGGAGGACUGUGAUGGGAUGCCUGUUUUUAACCUGCACGUGGAGGGACGAUGGGAUGAACCUAUUGCAAUUAAACAAGAGCCGGCUGAAGAGUCCUCGUCUGCUUCGACCUCCGAGAGCUGGGACUGUGCAAACGCCGAUGAACCGUACUUCUCCCACGAGCACCCGAAUGUGGGCCAGACGACCCUCGUUCUUGCGAAGAAAGAGCCUGAGGAUUUCCUGCCUACUUCAGUGGGUCAAAGCAUGCAGUCCGGUGACCAGGGUAGUGCGUCCACCUCUGGGCUGCACUUGCAGGGACACUGGGACAAUGCAGUUGCAAUAAAAAAAGAGCCAGUUGAUGAUUCAACCAUCUAUCCUGAGGACAGCAACAGCCAGCUCAACUUCCAAGAAAAGCAAAAAAGCCGGCAGAAGGAGGCACAUCCAUGCAAGAAAAGUAGCAAGCUUCGGUGCCGCUUUUGCUCCUACACCAGCAGCACAAAGUCUCACGUGAUUGCUCAUGAGAGGACACACACAGGGGAGAGACCUUUCACAUGCAGCAUCUGCCAGAAGGCAUUCAAGCAGAAGAUCCAUUUGAAGGGACAUGAAAAGACUCACAUGGGUGAAAAACCUUUCGUGUGCAGUUUUUGCCAGCAGACGUUCAUGCAGAGAAUACACCUGAAGAAUCACGAGAGGACUCACAAAGGGAAGAAACUUUUCACGUGCAACGUCUGCCAGCGGACGUUCAGACAAAGGGCCAACCUGAGUCAUCACGAGAAGAUUCACACGGGCGAGAAACGGUUUCAGUGCCUCACCUGCCAGGAGGAGUUUUUGCUCAAGGCAGAACUGAACGAACACAGGAAAAGAAACAUGUGCAAAAAACAGUUUCAGUGUGGAACGUGCGGAAUGUGGUGCAAAAGAAACACCCUGAUGACUCAUUUAAGGACACACAUGGGGAAAAAGCUCUUCAAGUGUAGUUUGUGCGGAAAGGCAUUUAAGCGGAACCACCCUUUAAUGACCCACCUAGAGAAAUGUCACAUGAAGAAAAACAUGUUGCCAUGAUGCCUCCACUAUACUCGUCCAACAGUUCUCUAGUUGGUCUGAACUUGAGUUUGUAUCCUGCACAUACUACCAGGGUGUCGAACCAGUCACUAUUUGGGUUCAGGUUCAGCAGCUUCAUAUUUUGUUUUGGUUUAUUUCAGUUGUCCGUUCAGCCAUGCAAAAUACAUGUUUGGUUACUAGUUUCAGCGGCACAAACCGGUUCACCAAAUACCUUAGACAAUGGCCACCCACGUAUUGCCUGUAGCUUUUGCCGAGUAUGCGCUACUUGCAGUAGCCGGACAUAAAAAUGGUGUAAUGUGUUCAUCACACCAAAAUAACCUUACAGAAGGAGAAAUACAUGUACUGUCAAGAUUGGUUAUAACAAAGUCUACGUGAAUCUGA